Messenger RNA from Drosophila takahashii, 1403 nucleotides. NCBI's taxonomy places the organism in Eukaryota, Metazoa, Arthropoda, Insecta, Diptera, Drosophilidae. The record is from RefSeq and is a predicted model, not a curated record.
AUGUUGCAUUGCCGCGGGCACGGCGGCAGCAGCAACAUCUGGCGCAGCAGCAACACGGGAUGUUAUCAGCCGCAACUGUGGUUGCUAGCCAGGCUAAGCUCGCGAUGCGAUGCCAAUGUUCGACGCCACAGCUCCAGCUUCAGCUUCGUUCACCUUCCUCCUUGCCUUGCCCGCGGGCGUUCGCUUUAUGCCCUGGGUGCUGGGAGCUGGGUGUUGGGUAAGCUGGAUCUGGAACCGGAGACGGAGGCCAGGGCAAUAACAAGAUUAGAUCGCUGGAAGAAGAGACCGCCGCCGGCCAUCCGGCAAUGGGAAAAGGGUAAAGCGCAAACGAAGCUGCCACUGACAAUCCACAAAGCGAGGUCCGAAUGGUUGGACAAGACCCCAAGUCCCUCCGAUUCCGGUGGCCCGUUUAAGUUUUCCUCGGAACACGGCCAGGUGAACAUUAAUCAAGCCAAACAACCAAAUAACUUAUGGCCCCGGCUAAUAGAGACAUUCGGCCAACAACCAAGCCAGAAACAUGACGACUAUCGCCAUGGCUAUGAAACUGUAAACUAUGAGCCAGCGCUCAGUCAGAUAAACAAGAUAUUCCUCCUGUUUCUCGGAUCCUAUGAAAUAUCGGCUGAAUUACUGGACCAUAACUGUGGAUUAACAAGGAAUCCUCUGCGAAAUAAGCGGAUGAAAGGAGGAAAAAAUGCGGAUAUAUUAUCGAAUCCAUGGAUGGUUCUGUUGGUCGAUAAUUCGAAUUCGGGCGAUUCCAUUGCUGGCGGCUCACUCAUAAAUUCGGGCUUUGUACUGACUGCUGGACAUACCGCCUCUUUUAAAAAGGUGCGCUUGGGCGAAUACGACAGGGAAAGUAGUUCAGAUUGCACACCAUCGGGUUGCAUUCCAAGUACUUUCGAUAUUGAUAUCGCUGAAAGUAUAAUCUACCCUGCGUUCGAAUCAGAAUCUCUUCAAAACGAUAUUGCUCUGCUUCGGCUGGCCAAGAAAGUGACUUUCUCAGAUUAUAUCAGGCCAAUCUGCCUGCUUGUCAAUGAGCGACUGAGAGAAACUACUUCAUCGUUUGCGGUCACUGGGUGGGGAAGAACGAAUGAUUUUCCAACAAGCCGAAUUCUGCAGACAGCCAGUAUAAACCGUGUUAAUAUCACGGUUUGUAUGGAGUUUUAUGAAUCGCAAAAUGACGGCACCCAGAUAUGUGCAGGAAGUGUGGAUAGCGACACAUGCGUUGGAGACUCGGGAGGUCCAUUGAGUGCAAAGCUAGCCUAUGGAAAUACUAUUCGGGUCUUUCAAUUUGGAAUUAUCAGCUAUGGAACCUUUACUUGUGAUGCCCCCAGUCUCUACACAAACGUUUCGCACUACAUGGAGUGGAUUGUGAAUGUUACGAGUAGAUACAGCUAAGAAAUAAA